GCUGGAGAAGCUCAGUUCGGUGCUUCAAUGGCAACGACGGUGAAUGUCAAACUUUCUCGAUCAAACCGUAUCUAUCGCUCUUCCGUAUGUCUCGAAUCUCUUUAUUCUGAUUACGAUACUUAACGAGGAAGAGCGACUUUUAAAUUAUCCGGUUUCCAAUUUUCGAUCAGGAGCCAGUGGAAGGAAAAAUCGUGAUAAAAUCUCCUACUUCGAUUUCCCACGGAGUAAUACGUUUAUCCGUCAACGGAUCGGUCAAUUUACAGGUUCGUGGAGGAUCAGCUGGAGUUAUAGAGUCCUUCUAUGGUGUCAUCAAACCCAUCCAAAUCGUAUUCAUAUAUCGUUUCUUGGACAUAUGGUCACAGCAAGAAGACGAUCGAAAUCAGAACUUCUGGUAAAAUCGCUCCAGGAACUACAGAGAUACCAUUCUCUGUUAAUCUUAGAGAGCCUAGGGAAAACAUUGUAGAAAAGUUCUAUGAGACAUUUCAUGGAACAAAUAUCAACAUCCAAUAUCUACUAACUGCAGAUAUACCACGAGGGUACUUGCACAAACCUUUAUCUGCAACAAUGGAGUUUAUAAUCGAGAGCGGUAGAGUUGAUCUUCCUGAGCGGCCUAUUCCUCCAGAAAUGGUCAUCUUCUACAUCACUCAAGACACUCAGAGACAUCCGUUACUUCCCGAGAUUAAAACAGGUGGUUUUCGAGUGACGGGAAAAAUAGCCACUCAAUGCUCUUUGCAGGAUCCACUAAGUGGCGAGUUAACAGUGGAAACAUCUUCAGUUCCUAUUACUUCUAUCGACAUUCACCUACUCCGUGUCGAGUCAAUAAUUGUAGGGGAGAGAAUUAUCACCGAGACCUCUCUAAUUCAGUCUACACAGAUUGCAGAUGGAGAUGUGUGCCGUAACAUGACACUACCAAUUUACGUUUUACUUCCUCGGCUUCUGAUGUGUCCGUCCGUUUUCGCCGGCCCCUUCUCAGUGGAGUUUAAGGUAUGCAUUACCAUAAGUUUCAAGUCAAAGCUAGCAAAAGCACAACCGAAAUCUGAUCCAACGGCUCCAAGACUGUGGAUGGCACUGGAGAGAUUACCGCUGGAACUUGUCCGAACAAAACGAGAUCAGUUCAGCUGCUAACGAACUAGCUAACACAUCAAGUCAAUACAUGUCUUAUUGUUUGUGUUUACACAGUAAGUUCGAUAACCAAAAAGUGUAUCCUCAUGUUUCACUUGGAAUCAAGAGUCCUCUUGCUCU
Messenger RNA from Eutrema salsugineum, 1242 nucleotides. RefSeq names its product Down syndrome critical region protein 3 homolog. Gene Ontology annotation, biological process: intracellular protein transport. Gene Ontology annotation, cellular component: endosome. The transcript is spliced from 10 exons. The record is from RefSeq and is a predicted model, not a curated record. NCBI's taxonomy places the organism in Eukaryota, Viridiplantae, Streptophyta, Magnoliopsida, Brassicales, Brassicaceae. Bases 301 to 1125 code for a protein of 274 amino acids.